Ochotona curzoniae (black-lipped pika) is the source of this 1577-nucleotide messenger RNA. RefSeq names its product ADP ribosylation factor like GTPase 10 (gene ARL10). Lineage: Eukaryota; Metazoa; Chordata; Mammalia; Lagomorpha; Ochotonidae. The coding region runs from base 37 to 774 and encodes 245 amino acids. Gene Ontology annotation, molecular function: GTP binding; GTPase activity. The transcript is spliced from 4 exons. The record is from RefSeq and is a predicted model, not a curated record.
AGUGCAACCCUGCGCCAGCUCCCUGCACCCGGCCCCAUGGCGCCGCGGCCGCUGGGCCCCUUGGUGCUGGCGCUGGGUGGCGCGGCGGCCGUGCUCGGCUCGCUGUUCUUCAUCCUCUGGAAGGCCUACUUCGGCCGCGGGCGGCAGCGGCGCUGGGACCAGGGCGAGGCCUGGUGGGGCGCCGAGCCGGCCCGCCUCCCCGAAUGGGACGAGUGGGAACCCGAGGACGAAGACGAGGAGGAGGAGCCGGCGCUGGAGGAGCUGGAGCAGCGCGAGGUGCUGGUGCUGGGCCUGGAUGGCUCGGGCAAAAGCACAUUCCUGCGUGUGCUGACCGGGAAGCCACCGCUCGAAGGCCACAUCCCCACGUGGGGCUUCAACUCGGUGCGGCUGCCCACCAAGGACUUCCAGGUGGACCUGCUGGAGAUUGGUGGCAACCAAAACCUGCGCUUCUACUGGAAGGAGUUUGUGAACGAGGUGGACGUGCUGGUGUUCAUGGUGGACUCGGCAGACCGGCUGCGGCUGCCCUGGGCCCGUCAGGAACUACACAAGCUGCUGGACAAGGACCCUGACCUGCCUGUCGUCGUGGUGGCUAACAAGCAGGACCUGAGCGAGGCCAUGAGCGUGGUGGAGCUGCAGCAGGAGCUGGGCCUGCAAGGUGUCGAUACACAACGGGAAGUUUUCCUCUUGGCAGCCAGUGUAGCUCCGGCAGACCCUAGCUUCGAAAAUCCUGGCACCGUGCACAUCUGGAAACUGCUCCUGGAGCUUCUCUCCUAGGCUGGAGCCCACCCACCUGCUCCCCCCUACCCAGCCCUGGGGACCACACGUCAGCUGCUGCUGUUUCUGCUUCUUCAUCACCAGCUCGGCCGGGAGCCUGGGAGCCCAGGACACUUUCCCUUCUUCUUUCCCUCCGCCAAGAGCAAGGCCAAGAACCACAGAGAGAAGCCCUCCUGCGGCCCUGAGGCUGAAGUAGGGCGAUGAAGAAGCACAGCGCUGGGAGAGCAGAGUGCCUGGCUCGUUCUAGUUGCCAACACAGCUCAGCCUCCCGUUUGAGUUGCCCGCUGGGCUCCAGGCUCCCCACCUUGCAGGUCCCAGCAGUGGGAGAAGCAGCAGAGGUUGUCAGAAGGCCUCCUGGAGCCUGGAGGUCUCCUGGUUCUAGACCACGCCCUCCUGCUGCCUUCCUGCCUUCCCUCCCUCCCACCCGCGGGCAGGCUCUGGCCAUCGCCGUGCAACGAGCCCUUGCUGCCAGUCCCGUACCACAGUCCUCCCUGCUCUGCCAAGUGGCUUGUGGCCUUCCUCUUGCCAUCUCUGCCUCUCUGGCCCUAGGGCCGUCAUCGCUCAAGGAAGGGAAUUCCCAUUUUCCCUUAACUUGGAAGAAAUGUAUUUCCCAGCAAUGCUAGGAAGAACCCGAAGGCCCCAGCUGGGAGCUUUUGGGAGAGCUCCCCUGCUUCUCCUUGAGCCAAAGCCUGGCAGGUCCUGCCAGCCUCCCCGGCUACAGGAGUGAGGGGAGGCCACCCCGCCUUUGCACCCACCCUACCUGGAGACAAAGCUGCUGCCAGUUCCAUGUUUACACGGAGUCC